This is a messenger RNA of Coccidioides posadasii C735 delta SOWgp, 1701 nucleotides long. RefSeq lists its product as uncharacterized. Gene Ontology annotation, molecular function: mRNA binding; zinc ion binding. Lineage: Eukaryota; Fungi; Ascomycota; Eurotiomycetes; Onygenales; Onygenaceae. The record is from RefSeq and is a predicted model, not a curated record. Gene Ontology annotation, biological process: regulation of mRNA splicing, via spliceosome. Gene Ontology annotation, cellular component: nucleus.
AUGGCCUGGCGAAACCAGGGAAUCACUGGAUCCAACAACGUCCCUUUGGGACGUCGCCGGUUUGGAGGUGAUGAAGCCGACAGGAGUGAUACCACAACACCGGCAUCCGCAGUCGCGGAUGCUGGGAUGAAGCGUGGGAGAAGUCCUGUUCGAGCUGAUCCUCCUUCCGAUGGAAUCAAGAAGCGAAAGAAACGAAAUCGAUGGGGAGAUGCCCAGGAAAAUAAGGCGGCGGGCCUCAUGGGACUUCCAACACUGAUCAUGGCAAAUAUGACCAAUGAACAGCUAGAGGCUUAUACUCUGCAUCUUCGCAUCGAAGAAAUUAGCCAAAAGCUUCGCAUCAACGAUGUUGUGCCUGCGGACGGUGAUAGGUCUCCUUCGCCGGCCCCGCAGUACGAUAACUUUGGCAGACGUGUCAAUACUAGGGAAAACCGCUAUCGGAAACGUUUGGAAGACGAACGACAUAAGCUGAUUGAAAAGGCUAUGAAAGUUAUUCCUAACUAUCAUCCGCCUUCUGACUAUAGGCGUCCGACUAAGACCCAGGAGAAGGUCUAUGUCCCAGUGAACGACUAUCCUGAGAUUAACUUCAUUGGCUUACUUAUCGGACCCCGAGGCAAUACCUUGAAGAAAAUGGAGGCAGAGUCGGGAGCUAAAAUUGCCAUUCGCGGAAAAGGAUCCGUGAAGGAAGGCAAAGGGCGUUCUGACGCGGCUCACACUAGCAACCAGGAAGAAGAUCUCCACUGUCUAAUCAUGGCAGAUACCGAAGAGAAAGUGAACAAGGCGAAAAAGCUGAUCCAUAAUGUUAUUGAAACGGCCGCAUCCAUUCCGGAGGGUCAGAACGAGCUUAAGAGGAACCAGCUUCGUGAACUCGCUGCCCUUAACGGCACGUUGCGCGACGAUGAAAAUCAAGCAUGCCAGAACUGUGGUCAAAUCGGCCAUCGCAAAUACGAUUGUCCUGAGCAACGCAACUUUACUGCGAAUAUUAUUUGUCGUGUUUGUGGAAAUGCCGGCCACAUGGCAAAGGAUUGUCCUGAUCGCCAACGAGGCACGGAUUGGCGCAACCAUGGUCCUAGCAUGCGCAAAGGAGUCGGAGAUGCUGUUGAUCGUGAAAUGGAGCAACUUAUGCAAGAACUUUCGGGCGGUGCUCCUUCUGGUAGUGGCGAGGCACCUCGACGUAUCGAAGCCGGACCCGGAGGAUAUGACCAGGGUAAUAAGUACGGCGAGCAACGCGAUUUGAAACCAUGGCAACGUGGCCCGACUGGCGGUCCUGCUCCUUGGCAACGACGCGACGACCGCCGAGAUGACCAGGGACAUCGUGACCACGGCGCUGCACCACCUUGGGCAGCUGGCGGUGGCCACGGUGAUCGUGGGGAUCAGGUGGAACGAGGCGACUCUUACGGCUACGGAUCGCAUAGCGCUGGAUACGGUGCCGCACCCGGGGCUGCUGCUCCAUGGCAACAGCAGGCGCCCCCCCCUCCACCCGGUGGACAAGCAGCAUAUGGAUAUGGAUAUCCUGGAUUCUCCGGUGCUCAAACUAUGGGUGCUCCCCCAGGGCUCAGUGGUGUCCCUCCGCCUCCUCCAGGUAUGGGAUCUAUGUACUCUGGAUAUCCAGGAGCCAAUCCGCCGCCUCCACCUCCCCCGGCUGAUGGGCCACCACCACCGCCUCCGAGCGAACAGCCACCUCCACCUCCACCUCCGGCGUGA